UUUUUCGUUACUUUAUAAAAGUAAUUAAAUAUUUUUGAAAGAAUUAUUAAAAAUAGAAAAUAUAGCAAACAUUUAAACACACUCUGCUAUAGGGAGUAGCAAGAUUUGAAAUAAAGUGAAGAGUACACUGUUCGUUUCUCCACGCCCACUUCUGCAUAAGGACUCCUCGAGUCCUCGCGUUAACUUUUUUCUCCUUUCCGCCCAGAAACAAGCGUCCAAAGCUUUUCCGCAGGAGGGAUUACACCGACUUGACGCCGCACUAGAUGCAAUGGGGCCGUCAGGGUCUGCAAACGACGUCGUUCAUAAAUCAGCCAAAAAUCUUAAGGUUCCUUCUUUGUCUCCCUUGGUUGAUAGCUCACGUUUUCCUUCAAAAAUGAAGCUAACAAUCAAAAGUUCACUGACUGCUUUUAAAGACGAAAUGAAAUAUCUCAGGGAUUUUCCAGACCUAAUAUCUGAGUUUAGAGAAUGUGUGUUCGGAAGAUAUCUGGAUGUUAAUUUCAUCCCGCCUCCAACACUGUUGUGGCCUCUCUUGUCUAGAAUAGCAAAGACGGAAACGGACUCUGAACAAUGGUUCGUACUGAAGGGAGUUCCCGUGCGCUAUUCUAUCACGGAGUUUGCUCUCAUCAGCGGGCUGAACUGCGGCACCCUCAAUGUAGAUAACUAUGAAGAUGAUUUU
Messenger RNA from Cuscuta epithymum, 676 nucleotides. Lineage: Eukaryota; Viridiplantae; Streptophyta; Magnoliopsida; Solanales; Convolvulaceae. The record is from the annotation of a GenBank genome assembly.